This is a messenger RNA of Lactuca virosa, 626 nucleotides long. The record is from the annotation of a GenBank genome assembly. Lineage: Eukaryota; Viridiplantae; Streptophyta; Magnoliopsida; Asterales; Asteraceae.
AUGUUCCACAUACGGUUUCUCUUUUACUGGGAGAAAGUUGUUAAUUUUGGGUUCAUAAUAUGUUACGACCUACAUUACAUCAUUAAUCAAUGCUCGUUAUCCCUUGGACCCUCAUCGAUCUCACCCUCUGAUUUCUCAGCAUUGAGGUCCAUACCUCAAUCACCACCGGCACCUCACCAGUUUCUGAAUCUCUGGUCUAUCUCAAGUCACAUUGUUGCAAUGCUUUGGAGACUUGUAGCACACAAGGAAAGAACACCUUUUAACACUUAUCAAGUUCAGUUAUUUGCUUCUAGCCUCCUGAAAGCUGGACUCCUGGAUCCUUCUUUUCCCACAAUGGUGGAUGCCAAAAGACAACUUGCAUUUCUACUCUUUAUUGUUAGAGUUGUCAGGGAAUGAAUGGCAGCAAAUUCUUAAGGUUGGUUUGUAUUCCCUAAGUGAUGGACUUUAACAGUUGGGGCCAAAGUUAAAGAUUGGUUUGUGUUAAGACUGGGAGGCUUUUCUGGCGAACAACAAAUCGAUGAAGCGAGUUAACUCCUAGUUUUAGGGUUUGGAGUGAGUAGUAAAAAUGGUUGCUCCAAUCUUGUUGUAAAUAUUGUUGCCAUCUUCAAUGUUGACUCUUGUAACCA